CUUUCGGUUUCAUCCCCUAGAAUUCCUGCGUUCACGAGAACUGGCACGCGAGAAGGACUUACUUGUGACGCAUGACAUUUCCAGUUAAAGACUGCCCUUCCUUCUCCGAGGAAAUGGACGGUAGCGAUACUUUGCAAAUCUCACGUUUUUAAAACACUUUUCUAUGUUUUUUUUUGCUCAACUGAGGAUGAUAAAAAGUUUGGGGAGAAUAAUAAAGGAGACGUUUGAUCGCCAUGAGUAGAGCACUUAAGCCUUCUUCUUUCAUCCACCGACCCACCGCCCUCUCCGGAUAGUGUGUUGAAAUAAGAAGGAGUGCGCCCUCUGCAGCGGCCAUGAGGAAAUGUCAGCUCUGGACUUGUGUAUUGCUGAUUCUAAUCAGCCAGUCAUAUAUAAUAUCAGUUAGUGGAGCAGAGAAUGGAAGUUGUCCUGAAGAUCAAUACUGGAAUUCGAAAGGAUUCUGCUGUAAUAAAUGUCUUGCAGGGUUUAAGCUGAAAGAGAAAUGCCCUGAACGUUUGAUGAGGUCAGAAUGUGAGAAAUGUGAGGAUGGAACCUUCCUAGAGAAACCAAAUUACUCUAUAAACUGCUUCAGAUGCCAGGAGUGCAAAAAACCCCAUUCCAUAGAGAAAUCAAAAUGUACGCAUGAAACCAAUAGGGUGUGUGGGUGUGUGAAAGGAUAUUACAAGAAGACUUUAUCCGCCUCAGACUGGGAAUGUUCUCGCUGUAAGGAGUGUGGACCUGGACAGGAGAAAACUGGAGAUUGUGGGGAGGAACAGAAUACACUGUGUAAGUGCAUAGAAAAUCAUUACCUUGCCAAGGAUAAAAAGUCCUGUGAACCAUGCGUCAAAUGUCAGACAGGGUGUGAACACUUGUGCAUACCCAGCACUACACCAGUGCUCAUUAGAUCCGCCAAACCAACAACUUCGUCAGACACAUUACCUCAAAUACUGGUUCCCAUUUGUGCAUGUAUCACGGUUGUAGCUUUGGGAGUGUUUAUGUUAUAUGAAGGCCUCAGACUUUGGAGGAAGAGGAAUCGUGCUUUGUCAUCGCAGACAUCAUCACCUGCUCCCGAAGAUCAGACAUUGAUUAUCACGAUCCCACCAGACAAAAUAAAUGAGAGUGCUCCUUUUACAAAUCAGCCGUGCGAACCUGAACAGCACAGAAAACUCCCAGACUGCGUCCCAAGAGAGAUCAAAAUUCAUGAAUUCUUCUAUUUUGUGCUGGACGAGGUCCCUGUCGGACGAUUUAAAGAACUGGUACGUCAGCUUGGCGUUUCUGAGCAGAACAUUGAAAGGGCAGAACAAGACAACCGGAAGUACAAGGAUGCCCAAUACCAGAUGCUGAAGGUUUGGAGUGACAGUGGCAGUGGAGGAGGGAACAAUGUUUUGCCAUGUCACCGCAUCCAGAUGUUCAUCGAAACAUUGAGGGACAUGUAUUUGGUUAACUGUGCGGACAACAUCGAGAACAGGUUCCUUUCGCAGGACACAAGCGCUCCAUAAUGAUUCCAUUGGAAAAGAAUGGAGAACAGGGCAUUAAUAGAGAUCUUAACCUUCCACUAAAUUCCAUUGGAUUCCUUUGAAAGUGGAAGUGCAUCUACAGCUGUAUUACUGGAUAACACCAUGCCAUAUUUCCAGUUGUCUGAAGAUUUCACACUAAAAAUGUUUUAUGAACAUGCAUAUAUUCUUGUAGUAUGUAUGUAGUGUUGUGUGUAAAUAUUUCAUCAAGGCUUUUUCUGGUGCAGUUAAAGUUUAUAUAUAUAUAUAUAUAUAUAUGAACAAGGGUGGUGGGGUGGUUGGGGUUUGGGUUGUCAUUUUUUACAAAUUUAAUGGAGAUGACAUAAUCAUGGAUAUUCUCUGCCAGUUCUCCUUAUAAUAGCACAAAACUCACAAAAACAUGUCCAGUUCACAUUUCACCAUAAAAAAUAUAUACACUACUGUUCAAAAGCUGGAGAUCAAUAAGGUUUUUUAUGAAAAGACAAUCUUUUUUGAAAGAAGAUUAUGUUCCCUAAGGCUGCAUUUAUUUGAUCAAAUUAUUGUGAAAACAAUAAUAAUGUGAAGUAUUACUUUUAAAUUUAACGUAACCAUUUUCAUUUUUUAUAUAGUUGAACAUUUUAUUCUUUCUUACGAUUUUUAGCAGCCAUUUCUCCAGUCUUCAGUAUUACUUUAAGAAAUCAGGAAGUUUAUUUUAACUUUUUUGGGUGGUAAAAUGUGACCUGAUCAUGUUCUUGAUGUGUUUUGUGAGAUAUGUGACCCUGGACCACAAAAUCAUUCAUAAGUCGCACGGCUAUAUUUGUAGCAAUAGCCAACAAUACACUGUAUGGGUCAAAAUUAUCGAUUUUUCUUUUAUGCCAGCAAUAAUUAAGAUAUUAAGUAAGGAUCAUGUUCCAUGAAGAUAUUUUGUACAUUUCCUACCGUAAAUAUAUCAAAAAUGAGUGAAUAUGCAUUGCUAAGGUCUUCAUUUGGACAACUUUGAAGGCAAUUUUCUCAGUAUUUUGAUUUUUUUGCACGCUCAGAUUCAGUUGUAUCUCAGCCAAAUAUUGUCCUAUCCUAACAAACCAUACAUCAACGGAAAGAUUAUUUAUUCAACUUUCAGAUGAUGUAUAAAUCUCAAUUUCAAAAAAUUGACCCUUAUGACUGGUUUAGUAGUCCCGGGUCACAUAUACCUAAUAAUGCCUUCAGCUGUAUAGAAUUAACGUUAAACUAGAGGUAUUUUUGAACCAAAAGCUCUCUUUAAUUGCAUUUGUAUUGCCAUAUGUUUUCUGUGUAUCAUUCCACAGCUUUCUCAUGGGAUUUUAAUAUGGUGCUUCAGCAAAAAUAAUAGCAUUAAUAUGUGCAUGUGCCAAUAUAAAGCUGAUUUGACCACAGAUUAUUUGUAUCAAGCUUUCAAGGUAAAUCUUGUAGAUUUGUUAGCUGAAUAUGCUAAUGGAUAAAUUUAGCUUUUUCUGCUUUUCAGUGUUUAAAUGUUGCUUUAAUGUCUUUAAAAUGUUCUGUCCUUCUGUCCAGCAGAUUUUUUUUAAGUGUUAUUGCACACAUAUUUGGCUCAUGUCCCCUAGGCAGCUCUGUUUUUUUUAAUUGAACUUUUAUUAACCUGGAAAGCAUGACCCUUGCUACAGUCAUAAAAUUUUAAUCUCCUUUUCAUCUUGUUUCCAUAACAGCAGACUUGGGUUUUUAUACUUUUACUUUCCAUUCUUUCUCUUUAGAAAUGUGUAAUAUAAUAUGCAAGCUAAUCUCUGUGCAUUCAAAUAUCAUGAGCCAAUUAGAAGCAUUUAUUUUUGCUUAGAACAAACUUAAUGUCCCAAAAAUGAAUUUUAUUUUUUUUAAUACCCACCGAUAUGCACUUUUUCUUUUUAAAUGGACAAUUGUAGAAUUACAAAUAUGGUGACUUUUUGUAUACAAAUGGUAUAAAAUGAUGUACAUACACACACACACACACACACAUAUCUUCCAAAAAUAAACUUUAUAUUUUGAA
Ctenopharyngodon idella (grass carp) is the source of this 3465-nucleotide messenger RNA. It is a transcript of the gene tnfrsf1a, whose product is annotated as tumor necrosis factor receptor superfamily, member 1a. The transcript is spliced from 10 exons. The coding region runs from base 333 to 1496 and encodes 387 amino acids. Gene Ontology annotation, cellular component: membrane raft; signaling receptor complex; mitochondrion. Gene Ontology annotation, molecular function: tumor necrosis factor receptor activity; tumor necrosis factor binding. Gene Ontology annotation, biological process: signal transduction; inflammatory response. Lineage: Eukaryota; Metazoa; Chordata; Actinopteri; Cypriniformes; Xenocyprididae. The record is from RefSeq and is a predicted model, not a curated record.